GCCAGCCAAUCCCGUCAGAGCCACCGGACCGCCCGGAACAAAGAUGGCCGGGGCGGCCUCGGGGAGGGCACAUUGAUCCAAACGCCAGGCGCACCCGCCGGGACAGCAAAGGCAGAGUGGCAACCGCGCGGUCAGCAGCAUGGAAGAGGGCGGCAGUGGUGGCAGCGACAGCAACGCCGGCGGGAGCGGCGGGGUGCAGCAGAGAGAGCUGGAACGCAUGGCUGAAGUCCUAGUUACCGGAGAGCAGCUCCGGCUGCGGCUCCAUGAAGAAAAGGUUAUUAAAGAUAGACGGCAUCAUCUCAAAACCUACCCAAACUGCUUUGUUGCAAAAGAGCUGGUUGACUGGCUCAUUGAACACAAGGAGGCCUCUGACCGGGAGACGGCGAUAAAACUCAUGCAGAAAUUAGCCGACCGGGGCAUCAUUCAUCAUGUGUGUGAUGAGCACAAGGAAUUCAAGGACGUAAAGCUCUUCUACCGCUUUAGGAAGGAUGAUGGGACUUUUCCACUGGACAAUGAGGUGAAGGCCUUCAUGCGAGGACAGAGGCUCUAUGAAAAACUGAUGAGCCCUGAAACUACACUCCUCCAACCUAGGGAAGAGGAAGGGGUGAAGUAUGAGCGGACCUUCAUGGCAUCCGAAUUCCUGGACUGGUUGGUUCAGGAAGGUGAAGCCACAACAAGGAAAGAGGCAGAGCAGCUUUGCCACCGGCUUAUGGAGCAUGGCAUCAUACAGCAUGUGUCUAACAAGCACCCGUUUGUGGACAGCAACCUCCUCUACCAGUUCAGAAUGAACUUCCGUAGGAGGCGAAGGCUGAUGGAACUGCUCAACGAGAAGUCCCCGUCCUCUCAGGAGACGCAUGACAGCCCCUUCUGUCUGAGGAAGCAGAGCCACGACAGUCGGAAAUCUACCAGCUUUAUGUCAGUCAGCCCCAGCAAGGAGAUCAAGAUCGUGUCUGCUGUGCGGAGGAGCAGCAUGAGCAGCUGCGGCAGCAGUGGCUACUUCAGCAGCAGCCCGACACUCAGCAGCAGCCCCCCUGUGCUCUGCAACCCCAAAUCUGUGCUGAAGAGACCUGUCACCUCUGAGGAACUCUUGACUCCUGGGGCUCCGUAUGCAAGGAAGACAUUCACGAUUGUUGGUGACGCAGUUGGCUGGGGCUUUGUGGUACGAGGAAGUAAACCAUGCCACAUCCAGGCUGUGGACCCCAGUGGACCUGCAGCUGCUGCGGGGAUGAAGGUCUGUCAGUUUGUCGUCUCUGUCAAUGGCCUCAACGUGCUGAAUGUAGACUACCGCACCGUGAGCAACCUGAUUCUGACAGGCCCAAGGACAAUUGUCAUGGAAGUCAUGGAGGAGUUGGACUGCUGAGCACGGAGACAUCCCGGCUUGUCCCCUAUCCCAGAACAACACAACAGUGGCAUGGCAAGACUGCCAGGCAAACGGAUAAAUGGGACAUAACAGAUCUUUUCUCUGACCAUAUACACCUUGUCUUUCAUACGCUGUUUGAAUGUGGAAGAACCAGGUAGCACAUCUUUAAAAACCAAAACACAGCAGGGGCUGGGUGGCUCAAGUCUGUAAUCCCAGCAUUCAGGAGAGCAAGGCAGAAGUGCUGCAAAUUCAAAGCAAGCAUCCACUAACAGUGUGAGUGCCUGUCUCAGAACCACACUCGGGACUUUUCCACACAAGUGCACAUACCACACACAUACACACAAACACACACAUGCACACCACACACACACACCACACAUAUAUAUACACACACCGGAGCCCAGUCUAUAGUUCUCAAUCAUUACUCUUCAUGUUUUCGGGAAGUUGUUGUAAAACCAAAUUAGCAACAUGGAAGAAUGCCAUUUUAGAAGGUCGUAGAAUAGUUACUACAUAUUUUACGUCAUGUCUACUGUGCUUGUUUGGCAGGAAUAAGGAACAAGCACCUGCAAUCUGGGCACUUAGGAUACAAUCUGAGACAGGAGGAUGAUCACUUGAGUUCUGGUAGUAAUGUCAGCCAGGGCAAUGUAGUGAAACCCCACGUUAAUUUAAAAAAAAAAAAAAAAAAAAAAAAAAAGGUUUUA
Messenger RNA from Mus pahari (shrew mouse), 2061 nucleotides. RefSeq names its product DEP domain containing MTOR interacting protein (gene Deptor). Lineage: Eukaryota; Metazoa; Chordata; Mammalia; Rodentia; Muridae. Gene Ontology annotation, biological process: negative regulation of TOR signaling; intracellular signal transduction. The coding region runs from base 140 to 1360 and encodes 406 amino acids. The transcript has 9 exons. The record is from RefSeq and is a predicted model, not a curated record. Gene Ontology annotation, molecular function: protein binding.